UCCCCCAGGAGCUGCGGCGGGGCGGGCUGGCGCUUUCCCGUGUAGUUGAGGGCGGUGGGCGGUGCCGGUCCCCCGACUCCAGCCUCCGCGGGAUGGCCUUCAUCAGUCUCGUGCGGAACCCGGAAAGCGAAGCCGCUCUGGGAAGUUAGUUCACCGACUCCCCGGCCCCGAGCUUUCAGAUUGAAAGGAGGAAUUUCCCAAAUCCUCCGGAAGCCAGAACCCACGCUCUACCUCAUAGCGGAUGUCCACAGCCACCAAGAAGCUGGACUGUGCAGAUCUGACUGGGUACAGGUUAAUCAGGUAGAGUGGGAGAAAGAAGACACUAUCUCGGAAGAAAAAGUGAGCUCUCGCAGGUCAGAUUCUGAGACACAUCAUGACCAGUUUCGAAGAUGCUGAUACAGAAGAGACAAUGACUUGUCUCCAGAUAACUGUUUACCAUCCUGGCCAGCUGCAAAGUGGAAUAUUCCAAUCAAUAAGGUUUUAUAACCGAGAAAAACUUCCCUCCAGCGAAGUGGUGAAAUUUGGCCGAAAUUCCAACAUCUGUCAUUAUACCUUUCAGGAUAAACAGGUUUCCCGAGUUCAGUUUUCUCUGCAGCUGUUUAAAAAGUUUGAUAGUUCAGUUCUCUCUUUUGAAAUAAAAAAUAUGAGUAAGAAGACCAGUCUGCUUGUGGACAACAAGGAGCUGUGCUACCUAAAUAAAAUAGACCUGCCUUACAAGUGCAUGGUCAGAUUUGGUGAGUAUCAGUUCCUGAUAGAGAAGGAAGAUGGAGAGUCCUUAGAAUUUUUUGAGACUCAAUUUAUUUUGUCUCCAAGAUCACUCUUGCAAGAGAACAACUGGCCACUACAGAAGCCCAUACCUGAGUAUGGCAUUUACUCAUCCUGUUCCACCCAAAACACUUCUCCUACAGAAAUGGAUGAAAAUGAAUUGUGAACACAGAGGGGCUAAGAGGAGAGUCAUGAAGGAUGAAGAAAUCUCUAGACAUUUUAUGGAUACUUCACAGUUUAUUGGCGUAUUACUGUCAUCUGUUGUCAAAUUUGGGAUCUCUUAUGAUCAUUUUGAAGUCUUUAAAUUGUAUUAGUCAUCAAUUUAGUCAUCUGUUGCAUUCCUAGAUGUAUUUAGGAAUUAUUAAGUGUAUUAUUAAGAAUUAAGUGUGUUUAAGUGUACAUCUGUGAGGGUUAAUGUACAAGAAGUACCCGUGGUGAUGAAGGAAUAGUGUUCUCAAUAAGGAUAUAUUAUUUUCUUCUUAUGCUUGCUUUUAGUCCUAUGUUUUGUUUUGUAAGGAACCAUCUCUUGGUUUGGUCAUAUUAUUUCACAAGCAGCCAUUUGUUUUCAAGGUCAAGGUUAUGAGCAGCUUGUUACUGGUGGUGUAGCUUGUUGGUACUUGCAGUACUAGAGUACUAACAUAAUAUGUUUUGGAAUA
Messenger RNA from Neomonachus schauinslandi (Hawaiian monk seal), 1421 nucleotides. RefSeq names its product TRAF interacting protein with forkhead associated domain (gene TIFA). The transcript is spliced from 3 exons. Gene Ontology annotation, molecular function: protein binding. NCBI's taxonomy places the organism in Eukaryota, Metazoa, Chordata, Mammalia, Carnivora, Phocidae. The coding region runs from base 374 to 931 and encodes 185 amino acids. The record is from RefSeq and is a predicted model, not a curated record. Gene Ontology annotation, biological process: canonical NF-kappaB signal transduction.